This is a messenger RNA of Musca domestica (house fly), 789 nucleotides long. RefSeq names its product peptidoglycan-recognition protein SD-like. Gene Ontology annotation, biological process: innate immune response; peptidoglycan catabolic process. The record is from RefSeq and is marked provisional. NCBI's taxonomy places the organism in Eukaryota, Metazoa, Arthropoda, Insecta, Diptera, Muscidae. Gene Ontology annotation, molecular function: N-acetylmuramoyl-L-alanine amidase activity; peptidoglycan binding; zinc ion binding.
GGAAAGGAACAAUAAAAGUAUAAAUUUUCAAUGGAAUAAUUCAUUGAGUGUGUAACCGUCACGUAGACAAGUUCGGUAACGCGUUCUUCUGAUUUCGAUCUUUUGCUGUAUAUUGUUUGAGAGAAUGUCCUCUAAGCAGAUUUUGAACAGGGCUGCUUUGCUGGCGGGCUUGUUGCUGCUGAUUCUAGGAGUGGAAGGGGAUCUUCAGAUAGUUACUCGUGCCGAAUGGAAAGCAAAGCCAGCAGCUGAGCAGAUGACAACCCUCGAAUUGCCAGCGCAGCGAGUAAUAAUUGCUCAUACGGCUGGCAAAGAGUGCAAAACCAAAACUAUUUGCAUCGAAGAAAUGCGCAGCAUACAGAAUUUCCAUAUGACAAGAGCUCACUUCGAUGACAUCGCCUACAAUUACUUAAUCGGCAACGAUGGAAACGUCUACGAGGGUCGUGGUUGGAAGUAUCAAGGCGCUAUUGCCAAGGGUGUGAAUGCGGGUUCAAUCAACAUAGCUUUUAUUGGUGUUUUCAAUAACCAACUGCCCAGCCAAGAUGCCUUGGAUGCUGCAAAAUUGCUGUUAGACAAACUGAAGGCAGAUCAGAAACUGAAGGAGGAUUACAAGAUCUUUGGCCACCGGCAACUAUCGCCGACCGUGAGUCCGGGAGAUGCACUCUACGCGGAAAUACAAGCCUGGCCAAAAUGGUCGAAUGACUUAUAGGCCCAAUAAUUUAAACACUCUUGUAAUUUAUUGAUUUAACGUAUUUGUACAUAUUCUUAGGUAUAUUCACAAUAGGCACAAUA